Messenger RNA from Paramecium octaurelia, 261 nucleotides. The record is from the annotation of a GenBank genome assembly. Lineage: Eukaryota; Ciliophora; Oligohymenophorea; Peniculida; Parameciidae.
AUGGAAUUUAAUUAAGCUGAUCUCUUUUUAAGAGCUGUCUCUAUUUGUGAAUUGUAGAUGAAAUCAAACAAAGACUUAGAAUAUUACAAUUAGUGUGCUAAUUAAUACUUAAAAUACAAGACUGAAUAAAACAGCUUAACAAAGGAAUUUUAAAUUUGUGAUAAACAGUGUAAUGAAAAAAAUGAAUGCAAAAGAUAGUGUUUGAGACUGUUGACUGAUUAGCAGCAAUCAUUAAUCCAAUAUUUUGCAAAAACUAUUUGA